AUGCGCUUCACCACUGCUGUCCUCUGGGCAGUCCUCGCCGUGUCCGCUCUUGGCCAGGACCCAGGCAAUUCCACUAUCGCAACCUCAGCUGACACUGCUGUCGCCACGACCGACAACGUCGUCUCCACCCCUACCACAGGCGCCAGCCCCUCCACAGACGUCAUCCCCACCGACGUGCCGACGUCCACUGACACUGGCGCUGGGAAUGGCACCGUUACUGGUGCUCCCAACGCCACGGUGACCGAGGCGCCAGCGACAACGACAGCCCCGCCACGGCCGCCAACCUAUGUCCAGUCGUCGAUUUGGUCUUACCCUCAGCCUCCCAUCCCCCACACCACCAAUUCAGCACCGGCCUCUGUCUUCACCGCCUCUGGAGGUGGUGUCAUUGCCAACUUCCACAGGCCCCAGACCCGCCACUACAACUUCAACAUUGGUUUCUCGGCCGGCAAGCCCAGCGGUUUCCUUCGUCGCAUGACGACGAUCAACAACCAGUUCCCUGGUCCCCUUAUCGAGGCCAACCAGGGAGACACCAUUGUAGUCAAUGUCAAGAACAACCUCGACUACCCCCAGGGCAUCCAUUGGCACGGCAUUACGCAGAACGGGACCAACUGGGCGGACGGUGUUCCUGGCAUUUCGCAGUGCCCCAUCCCGGCAGGUGGCUCUUUCACCUACCGCUUCACUCUGGACAGCGAGUGGGGUACCUUCUGGUACCACUCGCACUAUGGAAACACUCUCGCUGAUGGUGUCUGGGGUGCGCUCAUCAUCCACUCCAAGAACGACCCUCUCAAGAAGGGUUUCCUCCUCGGUGGCGAUUUUACGGACGAGAGGAUCAUGUAUGUCAACGACUUUUACCACGACCAGACCGACUUGAUUAUCCCCCGCAUGCACGCCUGGGGUUUGGGUUACCGUGGCGCAAACAUUCCACAGAUGCCCGAUGCCAUCUUGAUCAACGGCCUUGGCCAGGAGAACUGCAGCAAGGCCCAACCCGGUGUCUCGUGCACCCAGAACAGUCCCGCGGUCAUCAAGGGCAAGAUUGGUACCAGGAUCCGUUUCCGUGUCAUCAACCCCGGCUCCCUUACCCAGAUUCGCAUCUCCAUUGACAACCAUGUGCUGAAGGUUGUCGAGGUCGACGACACUCCCAUUCAACCGCUCUUCAUCCAUGAGAUCGGAAUUGACCCGGGACAGCGCUACUCGUUCAUCGUCAAUCUUAACCAGGGCGGUCUCUUCAGCUCCUUCUGGAUCCGUGCCAGCGUCUCCGCAGCGUGUGUCUUCCGUGGCAAAGAGAUGGUCGGUAAGGCCAUUCUCCGCUACACCGACUGGUUUGGAAUUGCUUGGUCCAACGCGCAGCCCACCACUAGCGCUUGGCCGGACCUUGACGACCCCCUGACGGCCCCGUGUAAGGAUCUUGACAACCUCUACACGGUUGCUCCUCUUCAGGCCGAGGCUGCCCCGACGAACCCGUACAUGACGAGCCGUCUCGACUCGUCCCUGGGCAUCUUCUUCGACUACGAGGGCCACCCGUUCAAUGGUCUCGGCUUCAACCCUUACAACACUGCCAAUGACAGCCAGGUUUCGUUCACCAACUACAUCAACAACCCACUUCUGAGGCAGAUCGAAAAUGGUCUGACGCUCAACGCUUCACGCGUUGCAUCGCACACGUUCCCAGACUAUGGUGUCGUCGACAUUAUUGUCAACCAGCGCGACAUUGGUCUGGCUCACCCCUUCCACCUUCACGGACGCAAGUUCUACAUUGUCGCUCGUGGCGAUGGUCAGAUCACACCCGACACGGUUGCCAGCGCCAACUGGAACCUGGGAAACCCACUUCGCCGUGAUACCUUGACCAUCCCUAGCAACAGCUAUGCCAUCCUCCGCCUCAUCACCGACACUCCUGGCGUUUGGCCUAUUCACUGCCACAUUGGCUGGCACCUUUCUGAGGGCAAGCUCGCCGCAAUGGUCGUGCGUCCGGACGCGAUCAAGGGUUUCAGCCAGCCUGCCGCCUGGCAGGGUCUCUGUGCUGGAACGGACAUCAACGAGGUUGCCCCUGGUCGUCGUGACUACACCCCUCCCCAAGGCCGCUCUGCUCGUGACCGUGAAGCUACCCUUGAGGAGCGCGAGGCCAACGUGCUUCAUAUCAAGGGUGACCUUCCCACUCCCGUUGCACGUGCUCAAGUUACCGCCCCUCCUCAGAGGCGUGCAGACGGAGCCGCCGACACCCCUUACUUCUCGAUGGACCGUACCACGUUUGUCCUCAUCAACAGCGGCAUCACUGUCACUGGUACCGCCACUGAAGCGCCAAGUGCUGCCGCAAACGCCGUCGGUAUUGCUGCUUCUGCGCCCACUGGCUCCGAUGCUGCCGACUCAUAUGCUACGCUCACUAACCGACCCGCCGGUGCCGUAUGGUCCGGCCUCGGUGCUGUUGCUACCACCGUCCAGGCCAGCGCUGGCCCCAACCCCUCUGCGGCUGCAGGUGCCCAGUACGGCUCAGUUACCGGCUCGCUCAACCCUGCGGCAAACCUCGUCACUGCCCAGACAGCCAACGCUGCCCCUGUGGACUCGAUUCUCCUCAACACUGCCUCCGGUCCCGUCGCCUCGGCCCCUACUGCCGUUGAGUCCACCCCGGCUGUUGUGAAUGCCAGUGUUCCUACCAGCGUCACAGUUGCCAAGGAAUUUCCCCCUGCUGUGACCACGGCCGCCAAGAACAAACACCACGAGGGUUAA
Apiotrichum porosum is the source of this 2718-nucleotide messenger RNA. Its product is annotated as laccase, multicopper oxidase, benzenediol:oxygen oxidorectuctase. The record is from RefSeq and is a predicted model, not a curated record. The coding region runs from base 1 to 2718 and encodes 905 amino acids. Gene Ontology annotation, molecular function: copper ion binding; oxidoreductase activity. Lineage: Eukaryota; Fungi; Basidiomycota; Tremellomycetes; Trichosporonales; Trichosporonaceae. The transcript has 3 exons.